Molecule: messenger RNA, 882 nt
Organism: Arabidopsis lyrata subsp. lyrata
Lineage: Eukaryota; Viridiplantae; Streptophyta; Magnoliopsida; Brassicales; Brassicaceae
Product: GEM-like protein 2
Exons: 4
Coding region: 13-726 (237 amino acids)
Source: RefSeq, a predicted model, not a curated record
UCCAUCACCAUUAUGUCUAAUAUCAUGAGUCAGCAAUACAAGGAUGUGAACGAUAAAUUAGGCUCGACGGCUAAACACAAAACCAACAGCCAUGGCGGUCGUUAUAAUAAUCCUUACGUCCACAUUACUACUCCCACAUCAGCUUCUGAUAAGAGGUCCAAGGAUAAGGUUUUUGAGGUGUUGAAUCGGUGUGGGAAGAAAGUAGAGGACGUUACUCGCAAAGCGGAAGCAUUAGCCGGCGGUUUAAAAGAUCACCUGAAGUUUAGUCCUAGCAUAGGUGAUGCAGCAAUGGCUAGGCUUUCUCAAGGCACUAAGAUGAUCGUUGAAGGAGGACCAGAGAGAGUGUUUCAACGAGAGUUUGGUGUUUUAGCUGCAGAGAAACUUUUAGAUUCGUUUGUUUGCUACAUAUCGACUACUUCGGGACCAGUGACCGGAGUGAUAUACAUUUCCAACAGAAGAAUCGCUUUUUGUAGCGACUAUGCCAUUCGUCUUCCUUCUUCUGUCGGUGGAAAUGGUGUUGCGGCAUAUUACAAGGUGGUGAUGGAGUGGGAGAAGAUACGUAGCAUUAGUUCAUCAACGAACGUGUUGAAGCCAAGUGAGAGGUAUGUGCAUAUGGUGACACAAGAUGGGUUUGAGUUUUGGUUCAUGGGCUUUGUCUCCUACAUCGAUGCUUUCAAUUGUCUCAGCAAAGCUCUCCUUAAUUCCCGUUGUGAUCGUGCCAUGUAAUCAAAUUCUAAUUAAGAAUUUUAUCAUCACUAAAAAGUCUUUAUAUAUCCAAUUUGUAAGAAUUUGGGUCGCCAUGGUCUGGUCUAGUGACAAAACUUUGUAAAAAAAAUUAAGGGUAUUAGCAAAAAAAAAUUAUUAAGUAAAUAACUCUUUGCA